Messenger RNA from Oryzias latipes (Japanese medaka), 4844 nucleotides. It is a transcript of the gene slc38a4, whose product is annotated as solute carrier family 38 member 4. Gene Ontology annotation, biological process: amino acid transmembrane transport. Gene Ontology annotation, cellular component: plasma membrane. Gene Ontology annotation, molecular function: L-amino acid transmembrane transporter activity. Lineage: Eukaryota; Metazoa; Chordata; Actinopteri; Beloniformes; Adrianichthyidae. The record is from RefSeq and is a predicted model, not a curated record.
ACAAUUGAGUCGCAGCUCUUUACUCAUCCGCUUGCUUGUCAUCUUCUUUUUUACACGCCCUUUCAAAAGAAGAAGGGAUUAAGGAGCCUUGCUGGAACUAAGGACGCCUCUUUAAACUGCUUUAAGGCCUGUUUUGAGUCAUCUCUCCAAGGCUUGGAUCAAAGAGAAAGCCAGUCCUGUUACCCGUUUGUGACGCCUGAAACCCUGAAGCUCCACAUUUCUUGACUCUUCUUCAUCUGCUGGAAGCGUCAACAUGCCGAGAUUCCCGGAGCGGCUGGAGUUAAAAAGAGUCGCCACUGAGCCCGACAAUGACAGCACCGCAAGCUUGGACGACCACUUGGACUCAGAAAAGGGGGUCCUCAACAGCCAGUUUGUCAACGAAAAUGACGACGGAGAGAGUGACCGCUUCCUGUCCAACGGAAUGAUGAAGAAGAAGAAAUAUGAAGAAUACCAGGAGGAAUACCAUCCUGGCCACGCCUCCUUUGGCAUGUCAGUCUUUAACCUGAGCAACGCCAUCAUGGGCAGCGGCAUCCUGGGCCUGUCGUACGCCAUGGCCAACACGGGCAUCGUUCUGUUUACAAUCCUCCUGGUGGGGGUGGCCAUCCUCUCCCUGUACUCGGUGCAUCUCCUGCUCGUGACGGCCAAAGAAGGAGGUUCACUCAUCUACGAGAAGCUCGGAGAAAGAGCCUUUGGGUGGCCCGGAAAAAUGGCCGCCUUUGGAUCGAUAAUCAUGCAGAACAUUGGCGCCAUGUCCAGCUACCUCUUCAUCGUGAAGUACGAGCUGCCGGAAGUGAUCCGGGCCUUCAUGGGCUUAGAGGAGAACUCCGGUGAGUGGUACCUGAACGGAAACUACCUGGUUGUGUUUGUGUCCCUCGGGAUCAUCCUGCCGCUGUCCAUGCUGAAAAACCUGGGUUACCUGGGCUACACCAGCGGUCUGUCCCUCACCUGCAUGGUCUUCUUCCUAGGAGCGAUGAUCUACAAGAAGACCCAGCUGCCCUGCCCGCUUCCCUUCUUGACUGACAAGGCAAACAUCAGUAUGAACAUCUCUGACCUCCACAACGUCACCAACGACGACGACGACGACAUGUGCACGCCAAAAUACUUUGUGUUCAACUCACAGACGGCGUACACUAUUCCUAUCCUGGCCUUUGCCUUCGUCUGCCACCCUGAGGUCCUGCCCAUCUACAGCGAGCUGAAAGACCGCAGCCGCAGGAAAAUGCAGAGGGUCUCCAACCUGUCCAUCAUGGCCAUGCUCAUCAUGUACAUGCUGUCGGCGCUGUUUGGUUACCUCACCUUUUACGGUAGAGUGGAAGCUGAGCUGCUCCACACCUUCACCAAGGUCUACAAGUUUGACACCUUGCUGCUGUUGGUGCGUCUGGCUGUCCUGACCGCCGUCACGCUGACCGUGCCCAUCGUGCUUUUUCCCAUCCGCUCCUCCAUCAACAUGCUGCUCUGCAGCGGCCGAGACUUCAGCUGGAUCCGCCACAUGCUCUUCGCUCUCGCCAUCCUGGCCUUCAACAACACGCUGGUCAUCUGCGUCCCCAACAUCAGGGACAUCUUCGGCUUCAUCGGAGCUUCUGCUGCCACCAUGCUCAUCUUCAUCCUUCCAGCCGCCUUCUACCUCCGCCUGGUGAAGUCAUUGCCGAUGCUCUCCACACAGAAGAUCGGCGCCGCCAUCUUCCUGGUCGUGGGGAUUUUCUUCAUGAUCGGGAGUUUGUCGCUCAUUAUCCUCGACUGGAUCCACAACCCGCCAGGCUCUCACAAAAAACACUAAACCCGCCCCCGCCCCCACCUAUCUGCGUCAUGUGGAGCCAGGACUCCACGGAGGAGCGGUGUUUUUUUUCAUCGUCGUUUUUUUAAUGUGACAUAACCGAAACAACUGAAUGAAAAGCUGGAGAACAAACUUUGCUGUAAAAUGUUGCCCCAUCAUGAAGUUAUCACCCCUCAUCUAUGAAGAGACUGGGCGUGUCUGCAGCCUCACCUGCUGCAGGUGUGUGUGUGUGUUUGUUUUGAGGGGCUGCGGAGUCUGCGCCCUCCCACAGCCGAGGGGCGUUCAGAGAGCAGAAGCACUUGGAGCAGGACGCUUCACUACCCUCCUCUACAUGCCAAUGCAUUUCAACAGUUAGAAGAUGUCACGCAGUGGGAGGAGCCAUCGAGCCCCACCCCGGCGGUUCGAAUUCCAACUGUGAAGCUACGUUUACGAGGGACCUGAACAAUCUCACCACCAAGACGUGCCUCCGCCGUGUAAAGUAGUCCUUUACGGCCUUCCAGUAGUUGGUCUUUUUAUGCUGAAAUAUUUAUCAGGAGCGGAAAAGAAGUGACAUCACUUCCUGCUGUUACAGAUCGCAGAGAACAAUCUGUCAAAACACCAGAUAACACUAAAAAACAGUCGCUGUUAGCAUUUCUGUUAGAAGCUUUUUAAAAAUACCACAACAUUUCCACACUGUCCACAGAAUUUUCCGCACAAUCAUUUUUACUGUUUCAGUUACAAGUUGACCCUUUGACACUGUAGAGGUCGCGCGCGACACAAAAUGAUGCACGUUUUUCUGUACUAUCGGAACUCUUCGACUGUUAACGCAAGUUCCAUUAAUCCAUUCUGAAUUCUUUGCUUCAGUCACUUGGUUUUUCGCAUAAAUCAAGCUAAUCUACGAAAGAAUAACGUAAUCGCCUGGAAUGACGUUAAAAUAUUUGCGUCAACGGUCGGAGAGUUGCGUUUAUUCGAAAAACGCUAACACUGGAGCCCCCGUGUUUAACAAUCAGUGAAGAUGUUUCGUGUAGAGGUCGUGCGCGCGACACAAAAUGAUGCACGUUUUCUGUACUUUCUUAAUUCUUCAACUGUUUACGCAAGUUCCAUAAAUCCAACGGAUUCCGAAGCAAAGAAAAAAAAAGCAGCUUGGCGUCAAAUGGUGCCAGGCCUUUUUUUUUUUUCUACGCUUCAGAGUCACUUGGUUUUUCGCGUGAAUCAAGCUAAUCUAUUAAAUGAACGUAAUCCCCUAGAAUGACGUUAAAAUAUUUGCGUCAAUGGUCGGAGAGUUGCGGUUAUUCUAAAACCGCUAACACUGGAGCGCCGGUGUUAAAGGAUUAACUGAAAUGUUUUGUUUCUAAAUGUUACGCAACAUCACUGCUGGAUCAAGAAAAAGACGAGCUAACAUCGCAAAAACACGAUCUAAAAUGGUCCAACCACAGAUUUUAAAGUCGACAGUCAACAAGUCAACAGUUCUGUUUGCCGAUCAGGGUAAGCAUGCUAGGACAACUCAAAAAAACGCUAGCUAAUACAUGCUAACUUGACUUUUUUUGGUGGUACGAGUGUUGAUACAUCGCUAGCUCUCUUGCAAUGUCUCUGUAGUUAAUAAUCCGACGGUUUUUUUUGCUCGUUUUUUAGUUUUAGUCUUGGUUCUUGUGCAAGAUGACUCAUGAAAUGUUUUAUCUCUAGCUAGCUAAGAAACGCUCAGGUUCUGAACCAAAUCCCUUUUAACGAGUCGGGCACAAACCUGCCAAGAAGUGACAAACGUUUGAAAGUACGUAGAAACUCAUUUUUACUCGACUGAUCCACAAAGUUUUCAAAACUGUAAUGUUUCACGUUCAAAGCUCACAUUAGGUUUUGCUUUCAUUGACUUUAUUUUGAGCCUUUGUCUUAAAAUUUUACCCUUUUUAUAUUUACUCUGUGACCUUCCAGAUCCGAGAUCUAUCCAGCAUUUCCACUGCGUUCGCCUAACAACCCCCCACCCCCCGAGGAAAUGAAGCAAUAAGAAGGGAUUUAAGCCUUAAAGUAGCAGUAAAUUAGUGCUGCACUAAACACAAACUUCUCAGUGAGAUCGAUACGACAACCAACGCCGACGGUAGGCUGCCAGGUCUUCCUGUCAGCUCUUUUUUUAACGUUCCCCUGACUGUGGUUCUGAGCGGGGCGUGCCGCUUCACUUCAGGUUUACAUGUCCGCAUCGGUGCCUUUUGGGAUCGUCCCUCUCGCCGCCUUCAGCAGCAGACCGCAGCCGUCGGCAGAACCUCUCGUCGUUCGCGUGUCGCCAACACAUCCAGCCAAAGUGGACAACUUUAUAGAUCUUUUGUGGAUCUAAGUAUGUGAAAGAAAUGGAUAUUUCAAGUGAAAUAGUGUAUUAUGUGCUUUGUUUUUUGGACAACUUUGGUCUUUUUUUGGACAACUGUACAUGCUGUGUAAAUAUUCUUGAUUGGAUGGUACUGCAGCGCUCGCAGCAUGUGAGCGGGUCGUUGGGGUAGAUGUACCUGAAAGUAUCAAACAAUCCAGUGUUUUAGUACAUUAUAUAUAUAUAUAUAUAUAUGUUUGUGUUAGUCUCCUGUGUUCUUGCUGUAUGACAGUAGCCUUUCUUUCAUCUGAUGCCUGUAUAUUUGUAGAGAUGCUCAUGUCUGAACCUCUAGUCUGCGUUCAAUCAAGAGCCGACUUCUUCACAAGCUUCUCAGAAAGAGCCAGAAACGAUCCGGUGUGAGAAAACAUCAGACGCCGAGGAUCGCCGCGCCGCUGGAAGAGCAACAGCUGUGAAAAUGUGGCCUUAUUUUCCUUCCAUGACGUUACUUGAAAGUUCUCUGCAGCGAUGAAGUCAGCAGUCUGGGUCCCGCGGGUGCAGCCGUCGCUGACUCUUCACCUGAACCCCUCUCAGGUGUUUGAGGCCUUCAUGGAGUUUUAACCUCAUUUGCGUGAUCGGCUCAGGCUGAAGUGGAGCAGAGAGGGCUGAUGGGAGGAGAGGUGAAGAAUCAGUGUUUGUGGAUCAGGCUGUAAUUUAUCCAAAACAGAUGGAAUGUUUGGGGUUUUUUGUAUCAAAUAUGCUGUUUUUCUGUAUGAUGAACAAUAAAAAAAAAAAUGGCCGGAGGAA